AAACAAACACUUAAAAAUUUAAAAAAAAAUGAAUCUUUUUCUUUUUAUGUUUUAUUCAUCAUUUUAGUUGUUUUCAGUGGGACGCCUUGUUGCAUACAGUAAGGCAAGUCUCCACCACUAUGUCCUUCUAUUUCUUUAUAAGAUGGGUAAAAUAAAUGCACUCCUACUUACAUCAGGAUAUCAAUUGAAAUAAUUGUGCUUUGAAAGCUAUGAGGCUCCAAACAAGUAUUACUGUUAUUUUCUUCCCAUUUGUCUUCCCACACUCAAAAUGCUCUUUGGAUUCCUCUUCUUCUGCCAGCCUCUUAAAUGUUGAUCGUCCCCAGUUUUCUACUCUCAACCCACUGUUUUUAUUAAUCUUUAUAAUCUUGAUAGUUUCAUCCCUCCCAAGUCUUCUUUAUUUCUCUACUUCACAACCAUCUUCUGAGCUAUGAGCCCAUAUCUUUUACUUAUUAUAUCAAAGUCAUCAUGCAUAUGCUCAUGCCAAGAUCUCCUCCCGUGUCCCUGGCCUCAGUGAUGGGCACUGCUCUCCAUCAGCAGUGCAGUUGUCUGAGUGAGAAACGUGGGCAUCAGCCUGAGUUCUUCCCUCCCUCACAUCCACUCAGUCACCAGAUGCUGUGAAUUGUACUUUCUAAAUGUUUCUCAAACUUGGCCAUUUCUGUUGUCCUCCUGUUCAGUCUCACUGCAGCAAAUCAGCACAGCCCAUGCUACUUGGGAUACAGCUAAGGAUCUGUCAAAUGUUUCUUUCUCUUGAUCACCUCCCAACACACCCACCUUACCAUCAGCCAGAGGGAUGUUCCUAAAAUGCACAUCUGAUUCGAUCACUGCUCUACUUGAAGUCCUUCAGCAGCUUCCCAGUGUUCUAAAGAUAAACUCCAUUAAUAUUGAUCACAAGGCUUUUCAUGACCUGACUCUGCUUCUCCAUCCUUUCUCUUGACUUUUUUCCAUUUCACCAUAUACCUCAUUUAUUUUGGACUAUUUGUGUCUCCAUUUCUGGAUAUAUCACACUUUAUCUCUGUCUGGGUGAGUUAGGGGGAUAUCUGACCUACUCGCAUCAUUAGCCUGUCCUAUUACAUGUUUUGAUUGACAUCUGAGACUUUGGCUCUCCCAUUAAGCCUGUUCCUUUUCCCCCUUGGACCAUACGUGUCAUCUCUCUCAGGCUUGACCAGCACGGGGCAGAGGGGGAUGGUUACCUCCUUUUUUUCUAAGCACUGUUUUCCUAAAAAUGCCUAAAAGAGCACCAGAUCUUUAGCAGCCACAUCAUAAGUCCUCUUUUACACAAGCGAGUUGUGAAGACAUGUCUCUCUCAUCCUGGGUUGCACUGUGGGUUUUCUGUAUCAUAGGAGCUGAUCUGACAUUUUAAUGGGCAUUACAACUUGCUAAAUUUCAUCUGUUUUACUGCAGCUCUUGGUCCAGUCUGUUCUGCAAUAUUUUUGGCUUAAUCAGAAGUCUUACAAUGUAAAGUAAAAGAAAUCCUCUUUCAUCAUGUAGAUAGGGGAACUGACCAGGACCAGAGAUGCUGGACACCAGGUAGAAGUCACCCAGCAAGCAAAGCAGCAGCAGCACCAGAGCCACAGCCUAGGGCUGCUGGUCCCCAUUCUCAUGCUUCCUUAAUAUGGCACACAAAUUCCCAUUCCUGAAUCCAAUCACUGGGGCAUACUCUUAGCUUCUAAAAAAAUUAAGUCAAAUCUGUUGUAUUUUAAAUGGUAUUAAAUUCCUUUUGGCAAGAGAAGGUAUAAUAAAAAUAGCACCACUCUGAACAGCUGGAAACUUCAGCCUCUCCAUACUGAUAGACUCCUGCCACUUCAAAGAGCUCUUCUACCAAAACUGCCAUGAGAAGGACUCCAUUGGAGAGCCUGACACUUUCCUCUGCAGCCUCGCUUCUUGUCCUCCUUACCCACCUACUGACUGCCCCCCUAUUUUAAGACAUCAGUAUUAGAGACAAAAUUAGGCUUUUCUAUGUUAUAAUUAGGGUACAGCUUUUAAAAGGCUAAACACGAUAACUUGUCACAAACGACAGGACAGAGCUACCUCCUUCAUUAUGGAAUGUAAGAGGAAUUUUUCGAAGGCUUAUUUUGUAGCUGUUUCACAUCUCACUGGGGUGAAAAAGAUUGUCCAAUUAAUUAUAAAUCAACAGAGCUGCUGUGCACCCUCCUGUAAUUGCUCUCAGGUAGAGAUUAAAAAUUUAGUGCAUGAAAGUUGGUCUUUUCAGGAGAAGAAAAGAAUCACCUGUGACCUUCAAAUACCAUGAACUAAAGGCUUCUUUCAUCCUUUGUUGAGUGUAUUGAGUGUUUAAUUUGGGUAUAUGGAGAGGAAGGAGUUGGAGGGAGAACUGAAAACAUGAUUUGAGUCAUCUGUGUUUGUGUACUUAAAAAGGGGCACCUGGUUGGUUCAGUUGGUAGAGCAUGGAACUCUUGAUCUUGGGGUUAUAGGUUUGAACCCCACAUUGGGCGUAGAGAUUACCUAAAAAUAUAAAAUCUUUUUUUUAAGUUGGAAAAAAUUAAAAAAGAAUUACAUAGGUCUUAUUCAUCUAGAGGCACAAAUGAGGCCACAUUAAUGGUAGUACCUAAAAUGCCCUGACUUCCUGCCCUGCCUGUGUGAUUCAGGAUCUCAGCCCAUUAAAUUGCACUAUCAGGUGUUUCUGGGUCUCCUCAGAGAGUUUGAGUUUAAAAAGAGACUUCUCAACUCCUUACUGAUAUGUGCUUUUUAUUAAGUUGCUUUAGAAGAGAGCCUCACUGCAGCCAGCCUACCUUACCCCACAUGGACCAAAGCUGUGGUCCAUGCCAAGGGGUUUGUCUUCUGGUGAUCCCAUAGUUACCAAUCCUUAGGGUGACACAGCAUACCCAGGAGUCUGACCUGACCCAAAUUUGUGCAGUAUUCUUUCUUCAGAAUGUUUUCCCCAACUUGGGCAUGCCUUAUUCACUCUGGUAUUUUCCAUGAGCAUUACUAGUGCACCCCAUCCUGCCCCAGUCGGGUCUCACUGAGUCCAUCUGUGGAUGUGUGCAAACUUUCUCCAUACAGAAGACUGUAUGUGUGAGUAGGAUUUGGGGAAGGGGUCAGUUGGGGAGGGAAUUACACCUUCCAGUCCCUCUCUACAGGGACCUCUGUGGGACACUAAAGAGGGUUCCCAAGGUGGUUAUAUCUCUUGAUUGAUUUCCUGUUCUCCAUCUCCAUUCCUAUUCUCAUUCCUACUUCUUGGGGAUGGUGGAGUUUGUUCCCUGCCCUUGCUCAUUACCCAGGAUCCUUGCACUUACAGGGAGGCAUCUGUAACGUCACUGACGAACAAGAGGUACAUCCUGAGGUUCCCAGUGCUGGAGACACUGAUGCUGGAUGACAACAAGCUCUCCAGCCCCAAUUGCUUUGCCAGCCUGGCCGGGCUCAGAAGGUAAAGCCACACUCCUCUCUCUGAAGGACCCCCUACCACUGCCAACCUGGCCCACACCCUGAGUGCUGCUUUGGAAUCCAAAAGGCCUGAGUUGAAAUCCCAGUUCCACUACUUACCUCUGCUGUGUGGUCACAGAUAAUCCAUUUCUCCCCUCUGAGCUUUAGCUCAGCCAUAAAAGUGGGGCAUCAGUAGGACAUUUCUGAUCAAGUGACUAGAUUAGAAGUGGCAAAGAGAAGGGAGGAUAAAAAGAGAUAUUACCAGAGAUAGAGUCCUGACCCCUGAGAGAGGAGACAGAAAAAAAAAAAAAAAAAAAAAAAAACACAAAACCAGAAUCAGAAAGAUAAGAAUUAACUGCUAUAUUCUACCUAUUUGAAUAAUGAAAAUACUGGCAUUUAUUUAUUAUUAUUUUUUAAAUGCUGGCAUUUAAAUGGUUAAGCUUUAGAUCCCUGGAAAAUUUAUUUUGGAGUCAGUUACCAUUUACUGCAUGCUACUUUGUGUAGAGCCAUUUACAUUGUCUAAUUAAACUUCACUGGAGCCUUGAAAGUUAUUAACUAUCAUCCCCAUUUUAGAGAUAGGGAUAUUGAGUCCAGAGAGGGUAAGUCACUGGCUCCAGGUCACACAAGGAGUAAGGGUCCAAGCCUGAGUUCAUGUUCUUUCCCUAAAGUUGCUAGGUAAAUGCUCCUGAGGUAUCAUUAUUGCUGUGAUUCUGUAUUCACUUUCCUUAAUUAAAGACUGAAGAAAUUAAGCCUGGACCAAAACAGGAUUUUCCGGAUCCCGUACCUACAGCAGGUUCAGCUCCAAGACGGGUCAGGGGACUGGGCUAGAGGCAGGGGGAGUCCCCAGAAAGUGCCCCAAUCCAUGCUGCAGCCCAAGUCGUGGAUGUUUGAGGCCUCAGAUGAACAACCGGAUUAUACUGUACUGCCCAUGAAAAAGGAUGUUGACCGGACAGGAAACCAAGGUAUGUGCACUUCCUCCCAUAUUCAAGAUUCUUCCCGUGAAGUCACUGAAGGCCAGAAACCAGACGCUGGCCCCGCCCUUUCCAGAGCUGAGGUACCUUAGCCUGGCCUACAACAAGAUCGCGAAGGAAGAUGCCAUCCUGCCGGUAGCUCUCUUCCCGUCUCUCUGCGAGCUCAUCUUUCAUAACAACCCUCUGGUGGCCCAUACACGAGGGGUCCCUCCAUUGCUGAAAACCUUCCUCCAGGAGCACCUGGGGAUCCACUUGAUUCGAAGGAAGACAGUAAAGGCUAAGCAUCAUAUUUUGAUGCCUCGGAAGGACUCUCGGAAGGUGAAAACCCAAGUUCCAAAGGUGCCAAAGCAGCCUCUGAUUCUUCAUCACCUAUCCGUGCCCACAAUCAAGUCUCCCUCAAAGGAGAUGCCAGAGUCUGAGGCAGCGCCAACUAAAGAGCUGUCCACCACCAGAAGCAGUCCUCUGGAGCCAGAGAUGCCCAUCGAGGGCCUGGAGGGCCUUUCCCUGUCCCACCGGCCCUUUGUGCCACUGCCUCCCAUCUGCUCUGACUCUACUGUGCAUAGUGAAGAGACCAUGUCCCACCAGAGCAACAGACCUGGCCACCUCAGCCCAGAUCACCUGUCAGAUGAGGACACCAAGAGCACAGAGUCCAUAUUCUUGACCCAGGUGAGUGGGUUGCCUUCCUCCGUCCACCAGAAGGAUGAUUCAGCCGUGAAGGAGGAAGAGCAAAGACCACCCCGCACAGCCCCCAGAGAGGUAAAGAGGGCUUGGAGGAAGCUCCCAUCUGCCUCCCUCCCCAGCAAGUAUCGUGGCUAUGAGGAGCUGCUGACAGCCAAGCCUGAUCCAGCCUUUAUUGAGCCAAAGGGAAUCCAGAAGAACACACAGGCCCUGCAGUACGUGCUGAAGCACCCGCUGCUGUUCCGCUCCUCCAAGCCCAGGCUUGACACUCUUCAGAAACGCUACGUUCCCAAGGAGAAACGGGCCCAGAGGAUCCCCAUUCCACCCCCACGGAAGACUCGAGCCCAGCUGUUGGAUGACAUUCUCAUUCGCAUGCGGGAUCCCCGGAAUAUUACAGAGGCUCCACUAGGAGCUGUCCUGCGCCAGCGGACUGAGCAGAGGCUGGUGAACCAGAAGCAAUACCUGGAGGCCAAGAGGCUGCUGAAGGAGUUUCGGGCACGCUACCGGCAGCUGGUGCGCUGCUCACUGCGGACAGUGUUCAGGGCCACAGCGCCACCCCCAGGCCACCCAGCAUUGAGCGAGGGCCAGCCUAGGUUUGGCCGCUUCCUCAAGUUCAUGGAUGAGUUCUGCCAGGGUCCCACGGCCAGUGACUCAAAAGACUAAGGUCUGCGCACGGGGCAGUGCCCAGCCUGUGCCCCAUACCCUCCCUGAGGGCUCCGCACCCUGGACCGCGCCUUGGGGCUGGGUGUGCCAGGUGCAGGCCUCAAACCUUGGCUUGGCCUCGCUCGCUGGCCACAGAGAGUGGGGAACUAACUGGUGAGGACCUCCCCUCCCCGGGCCAGGGAGGACCCAGCGCCUGGCCCAGCAGCAAUAAAGAGUGGGUGCACAGAG
This is a messenger RNA of Prionailurus viverrinus (fishing cat), 5918 nucleotides long. It is a transcript of the gene XRRA1, whose product is annotated as X-ray radiation resistance associated 1. Bases 4317 to 5690 code for a protein of 457 amino acids. Gene Ontology annotation, cellular component: nucleus. Gene Ontology annotation, molecular function: protein binding. The transcript has 9 exons. Lineage: Eukaryota; Metazoa; Chordata; Mammalia; Carnivora; Felidae. The record is from RefSeq and is a predicted model, not a curated record.